Linum trigynum is the source of this 1901-nucleotide messenger RNA. NCBI's taxonomy places the organism in Eukaryota, Viridiplantae, Streptophyta, Magnoliopsida, Malpighiales, Linaceae. The record is from the annotation of a GenBank genome assembly.
CGUACACAAACAUGAAGUUCAAUUUAAUAGAAAACAUUAAGGCAAAAUACACUUGUGUAGCCAAAACUUUGACGGUUUGGUCAAAUAUAGCCACUUUUGGAGAAAUACCAAAAAUAGCCACUUCCGUCCAAUAGUUUGACAGUGUUACUUAACGUGCUGACUGGACUAACGAAUCAUCCGACGUGGCAAUUUUGGACCGUAUGUAAAUUCCACGUGGAAUUACAUUAAAAAAAGGAAACGAAAAGGGGUAAAAUCGUUUGGCCUUCAGUCACUUCUACCUUUUAAUUUCCCCCUUCCCCCGACGCUAGUUUCACCCAAACCCUCCUCUCCGUCGACGAUGAAUGGUGCUCACCUUCUCCGGAUCGGCGCUGGUAACCGCCUCCGCCGCCGACGAUUCCCUUUCCAAUCGAUGAUCCCACCACGAAAAGCAAAACCCAUUUCCCCCUCACCAGAGAAUCUCUCUCCCAUCCCACACACCAGCCUCCCUCCACCGAAUCGGCCAUGCAUCCGGCCGGUUCAUAGAUCCUCUGCUACCACGUUCCGGCGACGCGAUUCAGAGUUGGUGAGGUCAAUUUCUCGGAUCGAAACCCAAGAUUUCCCAAGAUGAAGUUUCCGGAAAAAACCAUAAUCCUCAAGCUUCGUGAUUUUUUAUUGGGGGCGAUUUCUAUUAUUGUUCCUUUCAUUCGAAGUGGAGACGCAGUUACGACGGAGGCCAACGACGUCGCGGAGCUGCGGCGACUGCGGCGGCGGCUGCGGAUGGCGAGUAACAGCGGAGGUAGGGACGGCGCGGAACGGGCGAGCCCAGAUCUGGAACUCCACUCCCCUGUCUACCCUCCCCAGAAUUUCAGCCGUCACCCAUCUCUACUCCAUACAAACUCUACUCACCCUUCUCCAUCUGUCGUCAAGCCUAGCCGCCGAGCCGGGAACGAAGGCUUCACCCUUCCUAAAGCAGAAUACGUGUGCACCAGAUCCUCGAAUCAUGGAUCUAGGUCGCCAAGCAAAUCGCGGUGGAGGAAUUCGAGGCGACGGCGAGCGAUUGCUACUUCGUGGAACAGAUCUGGAAGAUUCUCACCGAUAUUGAGGAUUUCCACCGCCUUCCCUAAUAUAGGAAAAUCGCAGCGACUCAAAUUUGUUGUAACUGACGAAUAUCUAGGCGGCGAGGGGUCUAGUUUGGGUAGGUGAUUGAGAAUGAUUUGCAGAGGGGUUGUAAUUGAUUUGUCGGCGACAGGCGUAGGGGUCGAGAGUUUAGGUGGGGAUUCGUUUAAGGGGUACAUGGGCUUGGCGGCGAUCGUCGGAGAGGAGGGCAUUGUGGCUGGGCAAAUCUGCAAAGUCCUGGUCGGCCACGAAUCGAUGGACUUCAGUCGCCGGCAGAAGCUUCAAUGGCCGGUAGGGGGCAAACCCUAAAAACGAAGGAGGAGUGCAUAAUUUUUAUUUUUAUUUUUUUAAUAUCUGACGUGUCAAUUUCAGCUUAUUUGGUGCUAACGUGUCCACUGAGUUGGCGCCUUGUCAGCGAACCGUCAAGAAAUUUAACGGUGUUAUUAACACUGUUAAAGAAUCUAACGGAAAUGGCUAUUUUUGUCAUACAACAAGUACUAAAUAUGGCUAUAAGUGGUAUUUCUCCAAAUCUGGCUAUUAUUGGCACAAACGCGAAAGUUUUGACUAUACAAGUGUAUUUUGCCAAACAUUAAUUCAUUGUUGAGAUUGGUCGAAACUUAUCAAAGUAUAUUUAACGGUCGGAUUGUCAAUAUAACUAUAUAAUAUUUUCAUGAAAUCUCGAAGUAUGUGUUUUUUAACUAAUUUUCUUCAUCCUAGUAAUAUACUGUUGUUUUACUUAUGCAAUGUGAGAUUGUCUCUAUAGUUUCAAAUAUAUAGUUUCUCAUAAAUAACCGUAGAUAUCAAAA